Molecule: messenger RNA, 570 nt
Organism: Prorocentrum cordatum
Lineage: Eukaryota; Dinophyceae; Prorocentrales; Prorocentraceae
Source: the annotation of a GenBank genome assembly
GUCAAUGGCGAUCUGUUCGUGGAGUGCAAUAAGCAGGUCGCGAGGUUCGCCGACAUGUUGUCGAAGGGGCACAGCAUGCUCGAUGCCAUUGCACGUUCGAGAAACGCUGCCGUUGAUCGCUUGACGAGGGAAGCCGGGCUCAAGAAGCUUGAGCCGCAGUUUGACGAGGGGUCCCUGCCCAAGCGUCCUCGCAAGGAGCUGUGCGACGAGAUCUCUCGCGCAGUUGACGUCAACGUUGACUUCGAAGUUGGCGGUGGGCAGGUCGUCGCAGUCCUGGCAAGCGCCAAGGGUAGAUAUCAAUUGUGGAUCAAGCUCGAUUCGGUGGACAUUCUCGGCCAGAAGCCCAGGUCCGAUGAGCGUGAUAUUUGGUCGCCUUCCGUGCGUAUGCCUGACGUGAAGUGGUUCCGUGCCGGGCGCGCCCUCAUGGCGCAAUAUUUCUGCGCGGAGAAAAACAAGACUGCAUUUGCAGUCAGGACCAUCCCGAGCGAUGGCGCCAGGGAGGCUAUCCAGGAGAGGGUUAAUCGCACUGCUGCGCAAUUACAGAACCUGCAUGACCAGGGUGGCAAGUGA